This is a messenger RNA of Talaromyces stipitatus ATCC 10500, 2278 nucleotides long. RefSeq names its product tetrahydrofolylpolyglutamate synthase, putative. The transcript is spliced from 6 exons. Gene Ontology annotation, cellular component: cytosol; mitochondrion; cytoplasm. The record is from RefSeq and is a predicted model, not a curated record. Gene Ontology annotation, biological process: tetrahydrofolylpolyglutamate biosynthetic process. The coding region runs from base 65 to 2278 and encodes 737 amino acids. Gene Ontology annotation, molecular function: tetrahydrofolylpolyglutamate synthase activity; ATP binding. Lineage: Eukaryota; Fungi; Ascomycota; Eurotiomycetes; Eurotiales; Trichocomaceae.
AACCACAAACUUCAGCGCCGGUCGACACACACAUAUAUGUAUACGGCAAUGACCAACUCAUGAUAUGAAGCGAACGUAUGAGAAUGCACUCAAAUUACUUGAGUCCCGUCGGCGUACGGCUCGACCAAAGACUCCUGCCGCGCUGAAUGCCGGUGUAGCAACACCAGCUCCUAGCUCCCAGACAUUAAGAGGCAUACCCAGUCUGGCUGGGAUGAAAGAGUGGCUUGAAGCUCUAGGACAUUCGACAAACGAUAUCAACGACUUGAACAUCAUCCAUGUCGCAGGAACCAAGGGUAAAGGCAGUACAUGCGCAUUUACUCGCUCAUUUCUUCAUGCGCACGGUUUGCGAACCGGGUUCCCCAAGCGCGUCGGCCUUUAUACUGGUCCUGAUCUACAAUCUAUCCGAGAAAGAAUUCAGAUAGACAAUCAACCCAUCACCGAAGAUUUAUUUACAAGAUACUUUUUCGAGGUGUGGGAUCGGCUUUUGCCGUCUGAUAGGUCUGAUACCAACAAUGAAGGCCUCCGACAGCCUCGCUAUUUGCAACUAUUAGCUUUGUUGGCUUUCCAUACUUUCAUUAGAGAACGGGUACAAGCAGCUAUAUUCGAAACUCAUCAUGGAGGUGAAUAUGAUGCUACUAAUGUCAUAUCGCAACCAGUAGUCACUGCCAUCACGUCUCUUGGUAUGGAUCAUGUCAUGCAGUUAGGUCCUACGAUUGAGGAUAUCGCUUGGCAUAAAUCGGGGAUAUUCAAGCCAGGCGUUCCGGCAUUCUCAGCGCCACAGGAUCCAGGUCCGGUUGAGGUUAUGCGCCGGCGCGCGGAAGAGAAGAAUGCACCGUUGAAGUUCGUCUCUAUCAAUGAAAACUUGCUGGAGAAUAAAAAGGUUCUGGCUGUGCCAGUUCAGCGGAUCAAUUGCUCCUUGGCUCUGGAAAUAGCACAGUGUUUCUUGCGGGCGAAAGCACCGAAAUAUGUAAUGGAUGAUGAUCUUGUGCGUGAGGGAGUUCAAAAUUUUAGCUGGCCCGGCAGAUUUGAGAUCAUCCAGGACGGUGCAAUACGGUGGUUCUUGGAUGGGGCACAUAACCCGCUGAGCCUGAUACAGGCCUCAAAGUGGUUUGCGGACAACACAGCUUCAGGGACGAAAAAAUGCCGCAUCCUUAUUUUUAGUCAUUACUCAGAAGAAAGAGAUGGGGUGACGCUCGUCGAGGAGCUAGCUCGUGCACUGCUGGAGAAUGAUGCACGGCCAGAUAAAGUCAUCUUCACCACCUACAAUGAGAGGAAAGAUGGUACGAGGCGAAUCGACAAGACCCUCAGGAUUCCGGAAACACCCUUUCCAGAUUUGCGCACAGUAUACGCUACUUUAUGGGAACAGAAGGAUCCACGAGCUAUGAUUUAUAAAGAACCAACAAUUGAAGACACCUUGGCACUUGCUAGAAGGGUUGCAGCGGAAAACGAGGGGGCCCAGAUUCUAGUAACGGGAAGCUUACAUUUGGUUGGAGGUGCACUUAGCACCUUGCGGCCAUACAAACUCGCCGGCAAAAAUGUAUUGCUGAUUGGCGGAACAUCAGGAAUUGGCUUUUCCGUCGCUGAAAAAGUGCUACGAGAAGGCGCCCAUAUCACCAUCAGUUCUUCAUCCGAAGAAAGGAUCGCGAACGCUGUCGGACGACUUCAAAAGAGUUCCCCAGAAUACGCAUCAAACGUGAGAAGUUAUGCGGCCGACCUUUCCAUCAAAGAGAAAAUCGAGAAGAACGUCGUGGGACUACUUCAAUAUGCUGCAAAAGACUCUACGAUUGAUCACGUAGUGUUCACGGCCGGAAAUGUGCCACCCAUGGCACCACUUCCCGAGUCAACUUUUGAGCAUAUAGAUGCUUUUCUUAACGUGCGUUUCUACGGCGCUCUGGCAAUUGGCAAAUAUGCACGCAAAUACAUAACCCCAUCCAAGACGUCGUCGAUAACUCUCACUUCCGGAUCGCAGGCCAGUAAGCCCUCAGCAUGGCUUCCACCAAUCGUUUGCAUGGCCGUUGAGGGAGUGGUGAAAGGUCUAGCAGUUGACUUAGCCCCUGUCCGCGUGAAUGCGGCGGCGCCUGGGUUUGUUCAAACAGAGCUUCUGGAAAAGAUGCCGAAAGAGAUGGCGGAGGUGGGUCUUAAGAUGUCCAAGAAUAAGUCCUUGACUAAGGAUAUUGGUUACCCGGAUGAUACUUCUGAAGCGUAUUUGUACUUCAUGAAGGAUACAUUUGUGACUGGUAUUGUGUUGAAGACCAACGGCGGCAUACAUCUAACUUGA